CAAAAACACACACGCACACACACACAGGACACACUGAAGGCGAAAUUAUGGAGGAUAGCACUCAGGUGCAUACAAAAUUAAUGGCGCGUGCCAAGCAGGAAUUCGUCCUGGCCUCCGUGCAGGCGCUGCUCCAGAAAAUGACGACGAAAUGCUUUAAAAAGUGCAUCGACCGCCCAGGCAUCACUUUGGAUGCAGCUGAACAAAAAUGCAUCUCCAUGUGCAUGGACCGCUUCAUGGACUCCUGGACACUCGUCUCGCAAACGUUCAGCAAUCGCGUGCACAAGGAGUCGGAGGAUCUGAAGCCAAAGCCUGCGCAGCAUGAGCAACAACAAGAUAUCGCAUAAUGCCGCCUAUGUGCUGGUCAAGCAUAGGUGUUAGUUCAGGUUUCAAUGCCUUAAGUAAGCACUGUAGUUAGUAGCAAAGGUAUGGGGGAAGGAAAACAACAACAAAGAUGACCGCGACUGCUUACGCUUGGAAAGGCAGCGCCAGGCCAACAGAAGUGUCCUCAAAACUAAACCAAAAUAAAUGUUAAAAAAGAAGAAAAAAGUAAUUGUCACUAAAUUGCAUCACAAAAAUCAAGUUAUAGCCCAUCAGCCCCAAGCUA
Scaptodrosophila lebanonensis is the source of this 604-nucleotide messenger RNA. RefSeq names its product mitochondrial import inner membrane translocase subunit Tim13-like. Lineage: Eukaryota; Metazoa; Arthropoda; Insecta; Diptera; Drosophilidae. The record is from RefSeq and is a predicted model, not a curated record. The coding region runs from base 48 to 344 and encodes 98 amino acids. The transcript has a single exon.